Molecule: messenger RNA, 2540 nt
Organism: Chroicocephalus ridibundus (black-headed gull)
Lineage: Eukaryota; Metazoa; Chordata; Aves; Charadriiformes; Laridae
Gene: ZDHHC13
Product: zinc finger DHHC-type palmitoyltransferase 13
Exons: 17
Coding region: 345-2201 (618 amino acids)
Biological process (GO): protein palmitoylation
Cellular component (GO): Golgi membrane
Molecular function (GO): protein binding; palmitoyltransferase activity
Source: RefSeq, a predicted model, not a curated record
GUCCUGUGUGAAAAUUCAAGCACCCACCGCAUGAGUAUUUCCACGUUGUUGCUUAUGGGAAAGAGAAGGAGCAGUCUGAGGCAGAACUGAAGGGAACCGGAGGCCGCCCACCUGCGGAAGAGGCCCUGCGGCAGCGGGGGAGGUCAGGGGCGCCUUCCCCAGGCUCUGCCCCGCAACAGGCCGCUGCGCCCCCCGGCCCGGCGGGCGGCUGCCCGGCCCCCGUGUGCCCGGCCCCAGCCCGGUACAGCGGCCGCCCGGCCCCGCCCUCGCUGCCGCUCCCGGAGCCGGUAACCAGGAAGCGGUAGCAGGAAGCAGCGGCGGGCGCGGAGCUUCGGGCAGGGAGCAUGGCCGCCGGAGGCCCGGCGUGUAAAAACCAUUGCCAUGGGCCUCAUCGACCUCAUGCGCACAACUGUCAUAGCGCCCAUGGGGAUAAAGAUCUGCCAGUGCUACAAGGACCGAAUCCCAUUGUUGAAGACCCCAGCACCUGUGAUAUUGUCAAGGCUACGCAGUAUGGAUUUGUAGAGCGAUGCAAAGAACUGGUAGAAGCAGGGUACGAUGUUCGACAACCAGACAAAGAAAAUGUGACUCUUCUUCACUGGGCAGCGAUAAACAACAGACAGGAGCUGGUUAAAUAUUAUAUUUCCAAAGGGGCAAUAGUGGAUCAGCUAGGCGGAGAUUUGAAUUCAACUCCCCUUCACUGGGCCAUUAGACAAGGACACCUACCUAUGGUCAUGUUACUGUUGAAAUGUGGAGCGGAUCCCAGUCUUAUUGAUGGGGAAGGAUUCAGCAGCGUUCAUUUAGCAGUGCUGUUUCAGCACAUGCCCAUUGUUGCUUAUCUCAUAGCAAAAGGCCAGAACAUAGACACAACAGACUUGAAUGGACAAACACCUUUAAUGUUAUCAGCACAAAAAGUGAUUGGACCAGAACCCACGAGGUUUCUCUUAAAGUUUAACCCCUCUCUCAAUGCUGUAGACAAUGUUCAAAAGAACACUGCACUGCAUUGGGCAAUAACGUCAGGCAAUACUAGUGCAGUGGAUCUCUUGCUGGAAGCUGGUGCUAGCCUGGACGUAAAAAAUGUCAAGGGAGAGACACCAGUGGACCUUGCUUAUCGAAGUCUGAAUCGCUUCAUGGUUUAUAUGGUAAAAGAGGAAGAAAGAAUGAGAAGCAGAAGAAAUAACAGGUUACUGAAAACAGUAGAGAAAUAUGAGGUCUUCCUGCUGUGGGCGUCUUCCUUGACGUUGAUGUGGGCCAUAGGACACGUGGUGAACUUAAGUUCUGAUUCUUGGCUUUUGAAAGGAGGUCUGCUUCUCUUCCUGCUCUUUGGGAUGGCUCUGUUUGUGAGGCAAUUUGUGGGGCUCAAGAAUCUAAGGUAUCUUCCCACAGCAUUUCUGCUAAGUUCAAUUUUUUGGAUGUCCGUGACCUGGUUUCUCUGGUUCCUGCCUGAUGUGACCAAUACAAUUCUUGAAAUCACCGUCAUGUUCAGUGUGGUGGGUCUCCUUUAUUAUUUUUAUAAAACUUGGAGAACUGACCCUGGAUAUAUUAAGACUUCAGAAAAAGAAAGAAAAGAGAACAUUGUAGCUCUUGCAGAAGCAGGUUGCUUGGACUUCAGAACAUUUUGCACAUCGUGUCUUGUAAGGAAGCCUUUGAGAUCUAUGCACUGCCUGGCUUGUAAUUCAUGUGUAGCCAGAUAUGACCAGCAUUCUCUGUGGAUUGGACAGUGCGUAGGCAUUGGGAACCAUCGUUACUACCUAUUGUUCCUGUCUUUCCUAACUAUGACCGGUGUCUGGCUACUUUAUGGAACUCUUCUCUAUUGGUCAAACCAUUGCGCAACAAGUUAUCAUCAAGAUGGAGCAUGGACGUACUUCACCCAGAUAGUAUGUUGUUCUCCCUGGGUUUCCUACAUCUUCACAGUAGCCUGUUUUCAUACUCUGUGGGCUUCGCUGGGGCUGACUGUUCAGCUUUAUCAGAUUGCAUUCUUGGGAUUGACCUCGCAUGAGAGAAUGAACCUCCUGAUGCAGAGAAAAUCUUCUAAGCAUCCUGUUUCAGUCAGGAGAACUCCGUACAAUCUUGGAUGCUUCCAGAAUCUUGCAGACUUUUUUCAGUGCAGUUGCUUUGGUAUGUUCAAACCCAAUGUAGUUGACUGGACCAAGCAAUACAACCUUUUUCAUCUGGCAAAGGAGAAAAACAUUCAUUCUGUAUGAGGUUGUGCUGAAUUUCUAAAACUGUGGAGCUGAAAGCUAAAUAAAACUGGAUAUUUUGUUAAUUUUUACAAAAUCUUCUGAAGUUGCUUGGCUUUGUUAUUGUUUCAAAUAUUAAACCUAUCUUGCGUAAGCUGCAGCAGGUUUGUAUAUGGAACAAUCACUAUAUGUCUGUUUAUAUAGUUUGAGCUGAAACUACUUGAAAUUUUAUGUGAUGAGAUGACACUAAGAAUAUAUUUUUAAAGGUAAGUUUUUAGGGCAGAAUUUCAAAACCGUGUUGGUACCCUUUGCUUUAUUUUGCAGAUAAUAAAAGAAAAUUAUAUUUGAAAAUUAAGAGUGUUC